Molecule: messenger RNA, 1680 nt
Organism: Recurvomyces mirabilis
Lineage: Eukaryota; Fungi; Ascomycota; Dothideomycetes; Mycosphaerellales; Teratosphaeriaceae
Exons: 2
Coding region: 1-1680 (559 amino acids)
Biological process (GO): transmembrane transport; nucleobase transport
Cellular component (GO): plasma membrane
Molecular function (GO): nucleobase transmembrane transporter activity
Source: RefSeq, a predicted model, not a curated record
AUGACUACAGUCCUUCGCCAGAGGUUCAAGACCUCCAAAGGCGAGCUCAAGAAGAAGAGCAAGCCUUCCGGCUGGGUCAUACCGCGGCAGAUUACCACCUUCGCCGACCCGGACAGGUGGUCGAACAUCGAUGCCGAUGUCACACCAAUCGCCCGAAGGACCUGGACAUCAUGGACUAUCCUCGGUUUCUGGAUAUCAGAUGCCAUGAAUGCCCAGGGUUGGCAGGCGCCAUCCUCCAUCAUCGCGGUGGGCUUAACGUGGCGUGAAGCGGUCUACUGCAUCAUCCUCGGCUCUGCCAUCGACACCAUACCGCUCGUCUUGAACGGUGCCAUAGGAGCACAUCUUCAUGUUCCCUUCCCAGUGGCCGCAAGGUCAAGCUUCGGCUUCUACUUCGCUCGCUUUGCUGUUGUUGUGCGUAUGAUCACUGCACUGUUCUGGCACGCUAUACAGACCUGGACCGGCUCGACCGCCAUGACGCAGUGCAUCCGCGCAAUCUGGCCCAGCUAUCUAGACAUACCGAACCACAUCCCAGCGGCAGUCGGCAUCACCACGCAACAGAUGGUUUCCCAUUUCAUCUUCUGGUCUAUUCAGUUCCCCAUCCUACUGACUCCGCCUCACAAGUUGAAAUGGUUCUUCUGGUUUAAAUCCUUUGUGGUCAUCAUCGCAUCUGUCGGCACGGUCAUUGCAAUGACCAUGAAAGCAGGCGGCACUGGCGAUAUCUGGAAGCAAGAGUACACGGUCAAUGGUAGCCAUCGUAGCUGGAUUAUUAUGUCCAGCAUGAUGAGCAUCACUGGAGGCUGGGCGACCAUGGCCACUAACGUCGCUGAUUUCACACGGUACCUCGACAAACCCAAGGGCGUGUACUGGCAAGGUCUCUUCUUGCCACUCAUAUCAAUCAUCUUGGGCCUUUUCGGCAUCAUUAGCACGUCCUCGGCCAAAGUCGUCUAUGGCGAGUACAUAUGGGACCCUCUUGCCCUCGCAGCACAAUGGCAUGGUCCUGCCGGUCGCUGCGGUGCUUUCUUCGUCGGCUUCACCUGGUGCGUGGCUCAGAUCGGAACGAACUUGUCUGCAAACGUUAUUAGUGCGUCGAAUGACUUAACAAACCUCUUUCCGAAGUAUAUCAACAUCCGCCGGGGUGUCAUCAUCAUCACCGUCACCGCGGGAUGGGUGAUGGUUCCGUGGAAGAUCGUCCACUCUGCAGAAUCACUCUUGAACUUCAUGAGCGGUCUGUCCAUCUUCUUGUGUCCGAUUGCUGCCUUGCUCGCCACGGACUACUGGCUGGUGAAGAAGAGGAACAUCGACGUCCCAAGCCUCUAUCGAAGGCACGCUCGUUAUCGAUACUGGCAUGGUAUAAACUGGCGGGCAGCCGUUGCCUUUACUGUCUCGGUCGUACCGAACGUGCCCGGCCUUGCCAAAGCCGUCAACCCCAGUGUUAGCAUCUCAGCUGGGAUCGAGCACGUGUAUGAUAUGAACUACCUAUACGGCUUCACAAGCGCAGCCUUCCUUUACUGGUCGCUUUCGUAUUACUUUCCUGCGUCGGAGACCAUCAUACCAGCGAGUAUCUACGAGGACAUCAUGGUCAUUGACGGAGCUGAGUACAAGAACGAUGGGAUCCGCACUCCUCAGGAAGUUGUGGAGAAGGACGAGAAAUUGCCAUACACAGCUAUUGGGCAAGUCUGA